Messenger RNA from Heterobilharzia americana, 1419 nucleotides. Lineage: Eukaryota; Metazoa; Platyhelminthes; Trematoda; Strigeidida; Schistosomatidae. The record is from the annotation of a GenBank genome assembly.
UGAAAAGUGGCCUACCGAAGGUCCGACCUAGAAGAGUAAUUUGCUUCAACGCAUGGUUUCCGUAAUAGUGUCAUGUGGUACGUAUGAUGGUAGUGUUUUCGCACUGGAAUAUGCUCAUGAUAACAUAGACUUUUCCGGGCCAAAGCAGUUGAAGCCUAUAUUUGUUGAUCCUGCAGCACACGAUGGAGCAGUCACAUGUGUUGCAGUAAAGGACAAUGUGGUUCUCUCCGGAAGUAGUGAUGAAAUCAUUCAGGUAUUCUCACUGGAUUCCAAAACUCGACUAGGCGCUCUCGAAAUGCAUGUCGGCACGAUAAGACAGCUGAAGUUCACUAUAGAACCACACGACACCACCUACUGUCACUUGUUCAGUGCUAGUGAUGACGGCUGCAUUGCUAUCUGGCGUUGCGAAACCCCAGGUGGGUUACUUACCAAAUGCCCACAUCCAUCAUCAUGGGAGUGUGUCCGUCAAAUUCGCCGCCACAAAGGACCAGUUCAAAGCAUAGCAAUACAUCCUUCCAACCGCUGUCUCUUUUCUAUUAGUGAAGAUAAAACAUUCAGAGUUUGGAAUCUUCUUCGAGGUCGGCAAGCGUACGCCGUAAAGCUAAAGAACUUGGCGAAUGGAGCAAAAGGUUUGUCAAUGUCACCUACGGGCAAGCGUAUCCUUCUGAUUUGGCCUGAUAAAUUCGAUAUGAUAAACCUUGCCGGGGAGUUGGAUACAGAUGCUGAUACCAGCAAAAAUGAAGUUUUCAAUCUUGGAGGUGUUCAGUUUCCUAAUCCGACUACUUCCGAGCCUGUUUUUUUCAGUGAAGAUGAUGAGGAAAUACAUUCAGGACUCUUCAGAUUCAUGUUUCGCUUAUGUUUUAAUUGGAGUAGAUGUAUCACUUAAUAUGUUUAAAUUCAAUGUUCACAAGAAUUCAGCUAAGCUGGGAAAACCUGAAGUUACAAGUAAGGUUCUUUUACCAGGCAAACGGAUUAAAUACCUUCAAGUUCUGCAUUGGCCAUCCUGCUUGGUAAAAGACGAGUCGAUUUUCCAGGGACGUAGUCGUCUAGUGGUGACCAUUUCAACGGAAGCUGAUUGUAGCCACGUACGAGGUUAUGCAGUAAAUCUAAACUCGUCAGAUGUUCUUGAGCCGGGAAAGUCAUUUAUCCCAUUUUUCACAUAUGACGUAUGGAGUGCUCGAAUUACUGCUCUAUCUGCUUCGUGGAUCUCAAGUGAAAACAUACAUCCAACUGAACAAUGUGAUAACAUAACUGGGAUUCUCACUAGUAAUGAAAAUCAAUCAGUACUUACUAAUUAAAAAAUGUAGAUCAAAUUUCGUGCUAUUCUUUGAAAUUUUGUACAUAUUAGCUUCGAUUUCAUUUAUGCGUAACAUGACCUUAACACGAAACUGCUUCAAUAAGAAGUGACUUGCAUGAAAA